CGAUACUUUAUAUCAGUGAGGAGGACUUCAACUUGAGAUUCAAUAUCAAAGUGGUAGUGAAGCGAACAAGAACAAUGGCGUUUGGUCUAGCCUAUGUAGUGAUCGGUGUGAUUUCGUUUAUUAUUUAUGUGAAAUGGCGUCAAUCAUAUUGGAAGAGGAAAGGAGUGCCCAGCUCAGACGCAGAUUUUCUAUUGGGGGAUAAUACGAAGAUUUUCACAAACCAAGAAUCUUUGGGAGAAAUCUCCGUUAACAGGUACAAUAAGUUCAAGGCACAAGGCAAGAAGCAUGCAGGCUUUUACAACUUUCUUCAGCCUGUCUACUUCCCGCUGGAUACAGACAUUAUCAAACACAUCAUGCAACAGGACGCGAAUUACUUUGCUUCCCAUGCAACUUACAACAAUCCAGACGAUGUCUUAUCCAAGCAUCUGUUUGCCUUGGAGGGUGAACGUUGGAAGGACCUACGGGCGAAACUGACUCCUGCCUUUACAUCAGGAAAAUUGAAAAUGAUGUUUGAAACUCUAACAAAUAAAACCGUCGGUUUGGAAAACGCGGUUGCAAAAAUGGUGGACAAAAAAGAGGCAUUCGUCCUCAAAGAAUUUCUGUGCAACUUUACCACUGAUGUGAUUGCCAGCUGUGGCUUCGGAAUUGAAUCCGACUGUUUGGGCGAUCCAAAUGAUGCCUUCAGAAGAGCCGGAAAAAAAAUAUUCGAACCCAGACCAUUCAAACUCGCUUUACUCAGUCUUUUCAAUUGGGAUUUUUUGGCGAAACUUGGAUACAAACAUUUUCCAAACGAAUUGACAGUUUUCUUUACAAACGUGGUUACCAGUACUAUCAGGCACAGAGAAAAUAAUCAAAUAUUCAGAAAGGAUUUCAUGCAUUUGCUGCUUCAGUUGAAGAACCAAGGAGUGCUUUCUGAUGAUGAUAAAGUUACCGGCUCCGGUAACGGAAAAGGAAUUAUAUCGGAAAGCGACAUUAUUGCCCAGUGCUUCGUCUUCUUCAUUGCUGGCUUUGAAACUUCCUCUAGUACCAUGACUUUUACUAUGCUGGAACUCGCUCAACAUCAGGAUAUUCAAGACAAAUUGAGAAAGGAAAUUUUGGAGGUUUUGGCGAAACAUGAUGGAAAAAUCACUUAUGAAGCUGUAAUGGAAAUGCCCUAUUUGGACAAAGUCAUCUCUGAGGCCUUAAGAAAAUUCCCACCUCUACCCGUCAUUCCACGACGAUGCACUAAAACGUACAAAGUGCCCGGAACUGAUUUGGUAUUGGAGCGGGGCACAGAUGUGCAAAUUCCAGUUUGGGCCAUCCAGAACGAUCCUGAAUAUUACGAGAAUCCAGAGGUUUUCGAUCCAGAGCGAUUCUCAGAAGAAAACAAAGCGGCCAGGCCAGAAUACGCUUUCUUUCCUUUCGGUGCUGGACCUCGCGUUUGCAUUGGCUUGAGACUUGGCAAACUUGAAACUAAAGUCGGAUUAAUUACGCUGCUGAGAAAAUUCAAGUUCACCAUCAACAAGAAAACGCCAUUUCCAAUUCAGAUGGAGAAACGAGGAUUUAUCAGCACCAUCCAAGGAGACCUUUGGGUCGAUGCUGUUAGAAUAUAAGGCAUGUGAACUAAGUAUUCCUGCGGCGUUAUUACUGAUAUUUUUAAUAUUUAUUCCCGGUUGUGAACAUAUUCUUAAUUUGAUAGGCAUUUAUUUAAACUGAUAAGACAAAAGUUGCAUUAUUAGAGAAAUAAAUGUUUUUAAAUAAAUACUCCUUAACAGCAUGCUAGAUGGAUAAAACAA
Dendroctonus ponderosae (mountain pine beetle) is the source of this 1775-nucleotide messenger RNA. Its product is annotated as probable cytochrome P450 6a14. Bases 75 to 1592 code for a protein of 505 amino acids. The transcript has 3 exons. Gene Ontology annotation, molecular function: monooxygenase activity; heme binding; iron ion binding. The record is from RefSeq and is a predicted model, not a curated record. NCBI's taxonomy places the organism in Eukaryota, Metazoa, Arthropoda, Insecta, Coleoptera, Curculionidae.